AUGGCGGAGGUGGUGGAGAGCUGUAGACAUAUGGUGGUGGUGGAGAGUUGUAUACGACCUUUGGAGAAGGAGAGUAGUAUGGUGGAGGUGGUGGGGAACUGUAGACGUAUGGCGGUGGUGGAGGUGUGUAUUCGACCUUUGGGGAAGGAGAGUAGUAUGGUGGAGGUGGUGGGGAGCUGUAGACGUAUGGCGGUGGUGGAGACUUGUAGUUUAUCUUUGGGGAAGGAGAGUAGUAUGGUGGAGGUGGUGGGGAACUGUAGAUAUAUGGUUUUGGAUGUGGUGUAUAUUUAG
Eruca vesicaria subsp. sativa (arugula) is the source of this 291-nucleotide messenger RNA. The record is from the annotation of a GenBank genome assembly. Lineage: Eukaryota; Viridiplantae; Streptophyta; Magnoliopsida; Brassicales; Brassicaceae.